UUUGCAAUAGCGGGUGGUGCUGGGGGGAGAGGCGAGGGGAAAAUAAAAUAAAAGCAACAAUCGGGUAAAUGCUCCUCUCUUCUCGCCAUCAGCACCUUGCACAGUGAACUGGAAGAUGGAGAUGGAUGUUAAGGGAGUUUCUCCGUGCCCGGAGCCCAUCCCCCCGGCGGCGGGGUCUGGCGGCUGCCCGCACCAGCGCCCGCACCACCGCGAUGGGCAGCCCGCGGAGCCGGCCCCCGCCGCCGACAGCGGCCACCCGGAGCGGAGGCACGGCAGUGAGAAAGAGGACAAAAAGAGACCUACAGCCAACAAGACUUCUGGUGCUCCUUCCUACAGCAGAUGGUCCAGUUCACAGCCCCAUCAGUCCAGCUCCACAGUGAGAACGUACCAAAACAGUAAAUCGAGAGUGACCAUGAGCCCUGGCUUUAGCUCCCAGUGGAAUAGCAGCCAACCUGCUUGGAAUACAUACACCUUUCCAAGAGCAAGCUUGCACUACCAGUCUCAUGCUAGCUACACCUACUGUGCUGGACAUCCUGCUCAGUCCUAUGCACCAGCUCCCCACCCCAUGGCUCCUCCCAGCCCCAGCACAAACAGCAGCAACAACAGCAGCAACAACAGCAGCGGAGAGCAGUUGAGUAAAACCAACCUGUACAUUCGAGGCCUUCCACCCGGCACCACCGACCAGGACCUUAUCAAGCUGUGCCAGCCGUAUGGGAAAAUUGUAUCCACAAAGGCAAUUCUUGACAAAAACACAAAUCAGUGCAAAGGUUAUGGUUUUGUAGAUUUUGACAGUCCUGCAGCAGCACAGAAAGCAGUAGCAUCUCUCAAAGCAAAUGGCGUGCAGGCGCAGAUGGCAAAGCAACAAGAGCAAGAUCCCACAAAUCUAUACAUCUCAAAUUUACCCGUGUCCAUGGAUGAGCAGGAACUGGAGAAUAUGCUGAAACCCUUUGGACAUGUCAUUUCCACCAGAAUAUUAAGAGAUGCAAAUGGAGUCAGCAGAGGAGUCGGCUUUGCCAGAAUGGAGUCUACAGAAAAAUGUGAAGUAGUAAUUCAGCAUUUUAAUGGCAAAUAUCUGAAAACCCCACCUGGUCUACCAGCCCCCACUGAGCCUUUGCUGUGCAAAUUUGCUGAUGGAGGGCAAAAGAAGCGCCAGAAUCAAAGCAAAUACACACAGAAUGGAAGGCCAUGGCCCAGAGAAGGAGAGGCUGGCAUGGCUUUGACUUACGAUCCAACAGCUGCUAUACAGAAUGGAUUUUAUUCCUCACCGUACAGUAUUCCAACAAACCGCAUGAUUCCACAGACAUCAAUCACGCCAUUCAUUGCUGCUUCCCCUGUCUCUACAUAUCAGGUCCAGAGUACUUCAUGGAUGCCUCAUCCGCCAUAUGUUAUGCAACCAACAGGUGCUGUGAUAACACCAACAAUGGACCACACUAUGUCAAUGCAGCCAGCAAGCAUGAUGGGCCCUCUGACCCAACAGAUGAACCACCUUUCCUUGGGCACAACAGGAACGUACAUGACUGCUGCUGCACCUAUGCAAGGGACCUACAUUCCCCAGUACACUCCUGUGCCUCCAACAGCUGUCCCUAUUGAAGGUGUUGUUGCUGAUACUUCUCCACAGACAGUAGCAUCUUCAUCACAGGAAGCCAGUGGUCAACAGCAACAGAUGACAGUGGAAACAUCCAGUGAACAUGCGCCUGCAUACUCUUACCAACAGUCUAAACAAUAAACAGGACUGAAGAAUGUCGGUCUGAAAUCUUUGCCUUGAAUGGAGAAACUUCACUGAACAAGAAGUUGGCUUCCAGUUUGCACAGGCGUCAAAUGAAUGCUUUUUUUUUUUUCUACCUUUCCCAACGAAAACAAAACAGUGUUUUUAUGUGCUGUGCAAAUGGUUCCGUCAUGUAGUCUGACAAUUUUAUUUUUGCUAUUUUUUUUUCAACUAAAGGAAAAACCCAGAGGAAAAAUGCUGGGUUGACAUUUCAUCUGGAUGAACAUUUGAAUUCAGAAUUUACCUGGAGGUGUAGCUAGAUUUUUUUUUUUUUAACAGAAAAACUGAUGAUGUCAAGAGGGAGCAAGUUGUGAUGAAAACCAAUUGUCUUCCUCAGAAAUUAAGCUACUCUUUUUCUCUCAUUUUCUUUUUCUUCUUGUUUUAAUCUAGAGUAUUUUUUGGUUUUUGUUUUUUGGUUUUUUUAAAGAAAUGUUUAGGUAAGGUUUAUCUUGAAUCUUAAUUGCCUUAAUUUUAAGGACGUCAAAGGCUCUCAAGGCAAGCUGUCAACGUCUUGUUAGAAAACCCGAGAAUGAAUUGAAACUGCUCACACCGGUGCUGGUGCAGAAGUUUAAUAGACUGAGUUUUUGGGGUGAACAAAAAAUAAACUGUACAGUUUAAAAGAAAAUGAUUUUCUUCUUUUGAAGAAAAGCUGAUGAUAAAGGAACUGUGACAACUGAAAGGAUUGGAAAAAUGCUGGGACUUUUAUGAACUUUGUCUUAAGUGUUGACAGAAAAAAAAUCUAGAAGGCUAAAGCAUUUUACAGUAAAGUUAUUGAAUUGAGAAAAAAACUUGCUGCAUUAUAGAGAAUGCAGGGGUUUUUUCUUGCAGAAUGCAGAUUUUUUUAUUUACAAAGCGUGAUCGCUAGCAAAAGCAUUAGUGCUUUUUAUCUGCAGUCUUUUUUAUGAGCUUUAAGAAGUUUUUAGUCUGCUUUGCUUGUCACAUUGCAAAAACCUAGCUUAAGAGCAUUAAAAAAACUUAAGUAGAUAGGAGCUUAUGGUCAAAAAAAGUGCAAAAAAAGCAAUAGAUAGAAGAAAUUGUUGACAAUUUCUGUAGUCUUUCCUAGUUGUGAACAAAUGCAGCCUAUGGAUGGCCUAUUUUAUACCAAAGAUGAAGUGACACCCUAACGCAGUCCAGAAGAUAGAGGGUUUUCUUUUCUUUUUUUUUAUCUUUAUUUGACCUACAUGGCCGGACCAGUUCUUACUUUCUUGUUUGUUUAAACUAUCUUCCACUGGUGUUUUACAUACUGCAUAUGUUUAUAGUGGAAAUUUCAGAAUAGUUGGUAUCAGAAGCUGUCCAGGUUUUUGAUGAUGUGCUUUGGAGAACAUUCCAAAGCAAGGGGGAUUGGGUUAUCAACUAAUCUGUCCAGGCAGGCUUUAAUUUUGGGGAGUUUUUCUCUUUAAUUACCUGAUCUUUGGUAUUUUUACUGAAACAACAGUCUUCCUUCUGAAUUCUAACAUACCAAUUCAUUUCUUCACCUCAGUCUUUGUCAUCGUCCAGCAUGCAUAGCCACCUUAAUUGUGCAUUUCUUUCUCAGUGUUGCAUUUCAGUUGCCAGGUAGAUAUAAGAGAAAGUAAACUUGAUAUUUGUUCUCAUUUUAGCUUUCCCAUACAAGCAGAAAUUUUGAAAAUUAUGUCGUAUUGUCAUGCAGGCAGAAAGUUAAAAAUUGUUCUUCUCUGCUAUGAUUUCUGUUGUCUUAAUAUGUUGGCUGACAAUCACUAAUUAGUAUGAUCAGGCAAAAAAAAAAAAAUUAAAUUUAAUCCACCAAAACAUGUUUUAGGAAUGACAGUUAUUUUCCAUACAGAAAUCUUGAUUAUGACCCUUACUUCUUCCAAACAGACAAAUGAAAAAGGUGAGAAGGAAGUCAAAAGAUGAUUUUUUUCCUUAAGGAGGCAGAAGUGAAGCAGCAUUUCCAUAUAUACAUACAUACACACAUAUCUAUGUGUAAAUAUUAAACCAAACAUUUUUAAACUUUCCUCCAUCCAGAAGAGAGGGGAAUGCUCAUCACAUUUACUGUGGUGGAUUAGAGACAGGGUAUCCAUUAAAAAUAAGGAAAACGAAAACAUAUGUAUUGGAUCAAUCUGAUUCAGCUGCCCAAUCUUAAAAAGAGGUCUGUGUUUCCCUAACCUGACUUUUUGGGGGAAAAGAACACAAUUAUUUUUUUAAAUCGAUAAAACAAGAUCGUAUUUUUUAACAUAA
Molecule: messenger RNA, 3961 nt
Organism: Vidua chalybeata
Lineage: Eukaryota; Metazoa; Chordata; Aves; Passeriformes; Viduidae
Gene: RBMS3
Product: RNA binding motif single stranded interacting protein 3
Exons: 17
Coding region: 116-1726 (536 amino acids)
Cellular component (GO): cytosol; nucleus; ribonucleoprotein complex
Molecular function (GO): poly(A) binding; poly(U) RNA binding; mRNA 3'-UTR binding
Source: RefSeq, a predicted model, not a curated record